Molecule: messenger RNA, 3549 nt
Organism: Pelobates cultripes (western spadefoot toad)
Lineage: Eukaryota; Metazoa; Chordata; Amphibia; Anura; Pelobatidae
Source: the annotation of a GenBank genome assembly
AUGCUGGGGAUGAAAUGUUCAGCAGGAGUUGCUGUUGAUGGAAUGUUAGCAGAAGAUUCUGUGAUGGAAUGUUUGUUAGUAAGUGAUGCUUAUGAUUGGCUGUUAGCAGAAGGUGCUAAUGAUAGAAUAUUAGCAGAAGAUGCCGUUGAUGGAAUAUUUGCUGUAGAUGCUAUUGAUAAAAUGUUAGCAAUAUCUGUUGGUGAUGGAAUGUUCAUUAGGAGAUGCUGAUGAUGUACUAUUAGCAGGAGACGCUGGUAAUGGAAUGUUUGUUAGUAGGUGAUGCUGAUGGAAUGUUAGCAGGAGAUGCUAUGUUGGAAUGUUAGAAAGAGAUGAUAUGACGGAAUGUUUGUUAGUAGGUCAUGAUGAUGGAAUGUUAGCAGGAGAUGCUGGGAUGAAAUGUUAGGAGAUGCUGGGAUGGAAUGUGAGCAGGAGAUAAUGAUGGAAUGUUAGAAGGAGAUGCUGGGAUGGAAUGUUAGCAGGAGAUGCUGAUGAUGGAAUGUUUGCAGGAGAUGCUGGGAUGGAAUGUUAGAAGGAGAUAAUGAUGGAAUGUUAGCAGGAGAUGCUGUGAUGGAAUGUUGGGAGAUGCUGAUGAUGGAAUGUAAGCAGGAGAUGCUGGGAUGGAAUGUUAGCAGGAGAUGGGGGGGGUGGAAUGUUAGCAGGAGAUGCUGGUGAUGGAAUGUUAGCAGGAGAUGCUGGUGAUGGAAUGUUGGGAGAUGCUGGUGAUGGAAUGUUAGAAGGAGAUGCUGUGAUGGAAUGUUGGGAGAUGCUGGGAUGGAAUGUUAGCAGCAGAUGCUGGUGAUGGAAUGUUAGCAGGAGAUAAUGAUGUAAUGUUUGUGGAAGAAAGUGGCGCGAGCACGUUUGGAAGUAGGAUGGGGAAGAAUUCCUUCUCUUUUUCAUCCCAUGUGUUUUUGUAGGUCUUUAUCCAGCUUCCAAUCACAUCUGGCACUCCAAAUUCUUUGUUGUUGUUGUCAAUAUUUAUUUUUUCAGAGCUUAGAGUUACGAACAUGCUUGUGAUACCAUUAUAUAUAUAUAUUAUUUUGAAGUGUACACAGCAGGAACGAAAAAACAAAACAAAAAAACAUUGUCAAGGCACUCGAUAAAACAGCUCCGGUUUGGUGUAAUAAAAUAAGAAUUAAAGACAGCCUAGGCUAACAUGUGGGAGACUGAAAACAGACGCUAGAGACAUAUAACAGGAGCAAUCAGGCUGGGGAGCUGCCAGUGUCACCUGACUGUGACUGUUCUGUAAUAAAAUAAAUGGAAGUGUUUUUGUCUGAGAGUGUACAGAACAAUAAAGUUUUAUUUGAAUGGGGUGGGUGUUUAGCACACCGGAAAACACGUGGUGUAAAUAGCUUAGUGCUCCAGCUGCUCUCAUCUCUAGUACAGUCACUUUCAUUCAUGGGAGGACAUUGUACCUAUAUCUAUCUGUCUGCACUCAGGUAAUCUAAUAGUGUGUGGUUUUUGUGAGAGGUCCUUGUGGAAAAUGUUAUAUCCUAAAGAAAUAUAAUCACAUUAUAAAAGAAUACAGCUACAGACUCAACAAUAGUAUAUACACUAAAAACUGUACAUCUGCUUGUAUUCUGAAUAUCAGUGAACAUCUUUAGCUUCAUAUAUAUUACAUAAUUAUGUGUGUAUUUAAUACUCUAUUUUUCCAUUUCCAGAUAUAAAAAAGCUACAGUAACAAGACUUUGUCAGGAGGGAAUUGCCCUUUAGCAAAAGAAAUUGCCCGAUCCAGGGAUUGGUAAUUGCAAAGAAGGAAGCAAUUAUUUUUAAAAAGAAAGUGAUGUUUCUCACGAGGAAAGCCGAUGAUAUAAGAUGCUCUAGGUGACUACACGGGAAGAGGAUGUCAGCGACCUAAGUAUGUUUAUACAUCCUUACUGACUCUUAAAUAAGUAAUUACUGACCUAAUUAUCUAUACACUGUCUCUGAUAAUAACUGUCACUUCUCUGUGAUAGGUAUUACUUAAUAAAACAUUGAAAAUAAUCCUAUAAAUGUUGUUAUUUUAAGAUUUAGCAAUUUUACCUCAUAAUCCAGUUCAGAAAAACAAAAUCAGGGCAAACGUGGAAGAGAAAUCGAAACAUUGUUUCAUUUUUUCCCUCGUCUCUCUGUACUCUAUCUAUGCUGAAUAUCAGGUGUAAAGAACAGAGCUUAGCACAAUGACUGACAGAGAGCUAAGGUGAAGGUGCCCAGUCGCAGGAUGAAGAAGUCUAGAUUUUCAUUUUUAUUACAUAUUUGUUAAAGGACUACUAUAGGCACCCAGACCAUUUCAGCUCAAUGAAGUGGUCUGGGUGCCAGGCCCCCUAGUUUUAACACUGCAGCUGAAGGGUUAAUCCGGCGAGGAUGCUUCCGCGAUUUACAUGGAGUUAAUCGUUGUGUAAUGCUGUUCUAUUGGCGAGUUUGAAUGCGCGAGCGCCUCUGUCCAUGCAUGCACAUUCGCCUCCACUCAGGAGCUGACGUCGAUGGAGGAGGAGAGGUCACUAAUGCUGAGGGAACCCGGCGCUGGAUUAAGGUAAGUGAAUAAAUGGUUAAUUAACCAAUGAUUUGCCGCAGAACGGGGCCCUAGACACUUUAACGGUGACUAAGGCUCUAUAGCGUUAGGAAUACACAUUUGUAUUCCUAAUGCAGUAGUGUUCCUUUAAAUAUGGGGAUAAGUAAACAUUACAAGUGACCGUUCCCCCUUUAAUAAAUGUAGGAUAUAUAUCUGGAAAGUAUGUGUUUAAAGGACCACUAUAGUGCCAGGAAAACAUACUCGUUUUCCAGGCACUAUAGUGCCCUCAGGGUCCCCCUCCCGCCCGGCUCUGGAAGGGGGAAAGUGGUUUAAACUUACCUUUUUCCAGCGCUGGGCGGAGAGCUCUCCUCCUCCGAUCCUCCUCCAUUCCUCCCCGUCGGCUGAAUGCGCACGCGCGGCAAGAGCUGCGCACGCAUUCAGCCGGUCGCAUAGGAAAGCAUUUACAAUGCUUUCCUAUGGACGCUGGCGUGCUCUCACUGUGAAAAUCACAGUGAGAAGCACGCAAGCGCCUCUAGCAGCUGUCAAUGAGACAGCCACUAGAGGCUUUGGGGGAAGGCUUAACCCAUUAAUAAACAUAGCAGUUUCUCUGAAACUGCUAUGUUUAUUAAAAAAUGGGUUAACCCUAGCUGGGUCUGGGUGCCUAGAGUGGUCCUUUUAAGGGGGCAACUGGUGUGAAAGAAAAGAAUCGCUGUGAUCUAUGAAGGAAACUAGACCUUUUUUUUUUUGUCUUGUGCAGUGUCGUACAUAGAAGCAAUGUUUGAUGAAUAAGUGCUGCUUUCUCUGAUGUUAUUUGUUUGGUAAGAUGGCAUUUUUCAUUUAUUAUAUAAAGUGUAUUACUUGUGCUUGUGCUUUAAUCAUUUGGAGGACAAAACAGGCAGUCUGAAAAAUGAAUCCAUUCCUGGUACCUCAGCCAGCGACCCCAACAUCUCAGAUGUAUUUGCUUUUUCAUGUUAAAACAAAUUUAUUACAUGGAGCCCUUUUCUCACUCCUCAUUUUUUAUUUUUUUUGUGCACCACAGGUUCCCGACUGCCUUUUCUUUGUGA